Messenger RNA from Rhododendron vialii, 1494 nucleotides. Its product is annotated as agamous-like MADS-box protein MADS3. The coding region runs from base 404 to 1156 and encodes 250 amino acids. Gene Ontology annotation, cellular component: nucleus. Lineage: Eukaryota; Viridiplantae; Streptophyta; Magnoliopsida; Ericales; Ericaceae. Gene Ontology annotation, biological process: positive regulation of transcription by RNA polymerase II. The transcript is spliced from 8 exons. Gene Ontology annotation, molecular function: protein dimerization activity; RNA polymerase II cis-regulatory region sequence-specific DNA binding; DNA-binding transcription factor activity, RNA polymerase II-specific. The record is from RefSeq and is a predicted model, not a curated record.
AGAGUUAGGGCAUUCCUGAAACAAAGUAUCAAAGCAGAAUAAAGUAAGAAAAACAAUUUCCUGUAUUUCUAUUUUGUUGCAAGUGAAGAUCCAAGUUGAGUUUUUUCCUCUCUGUCUUUCACUUACAUGGAGAAGGAAUUUCCUGUACCCUCUAUAUCCUCCACCAAUCCAUUCUCAUGUAUAGAUACACACUUCUAGUGAGAGAGAGAGAGAGAGAGAGAGAGAGAGAGAGAGAGAGAGAGAGAGAGAUAAAACACAUAAAAGAGAGGACAAAUUGAAUUUGAGACGAGACAUAAAUACACACACACAUACAUUUGGUGCUUCCUUACUGCUCGUCUCAUACAUAUAGAGUCAUAGAGAGAGAGAAAGGGAUACUUUUUUGUUAGAGAGAGAGAGAGAGAGAAUGGGGAGAGGGAGAGUGGAGCUGAAGAGGAUAGAGAACAAGAUCAAUCGACAGGUGACCUUCUCGAAGAGGAGAAAUGGUUUGCUGAAAAAAGCCUACGAACUUUCCAUGCUCUGCGAUGCCGAGGUGGCUCUCAUCAUCUUCUCCAGCCGCGGCAAGCUCUACGAAUUCGGCAGCGCCGGUAUGACCAAAACCCUUGAGAAGUAUCAACGUUGCUCCUUCAAUCCUCAAGACAACACUGUGGAACAUGAAACCCAGAGCUGGUUCCAAGAGGUAUCCAAGUUAAGGGUGAAGUACGAAUCGCUUCAGCGCACUCAAAGGCACUUGCUUGGAGAAGAUCUAGGACCCCUGAGUGUAAGGGAGUUGCAGAAUCUGGAGAAACAGCUGGAAGGAGCUCUUACCCAAACUAGGCAAAGAAAGACACAGAUUAUGAUAGAUCAAAUGGAAGAGCUCAGGAGAAAGGAGCGUCAGCUUGGAGACAUGAACGAGCAGCUGAAGAUGAAGGUUUCGCUAGAGUUGUCAUCGCUCCAGGCAGAAGGGCAAGGUCUUAGACCCCUUCCAUUCCCGUGGAAUUCUGCAAAUGCAUCAGCUGGAAACACCAGCUUUGCUCUUCACCCUUGUCAAUCCAAUCCCAUGGACUGCGACAAUAAUGAACCAGUCUUGCAAAUAGGGUAUCAGUAUGUUCAUGGUGAAUCAUCUGUUCCAAGGAGCAUGGCUGGUGAGAGUAACAUGGUCCAGGGUUGGGUGCUUUGAAGUCUAUCUGAACUUUUUUAAAUGUACACCUAUAUAUAUAUAUAUAUAUAUAUAUAUAUAUGACUUCAUAGAGUAUGUUCUUGCUUGUUUGUGUAAUAAUAACCAUAUAAAAGAAUGGUUUAUGGUUUUAUCUCUUUGCAAUGUAGUAUUUCACACAUAUCUACUAAAUGCAAUCUGUGAGCUAGUGUUCUCUUAUCCACCCCAUCAUGGGGAUGGAUUACAAGUUUUUGCAUUAUCAGUAGAGUAUAUUUAGGCAAAUGUAACUGUUAGAUGGUCAUAUGUUACAUCUAUUAUAUAUUACUACUCUAUUAUAAAGGGAGCACUUCUUUUGGUGUAAA